UCGCCAAGCAGUCGCAAUAUGAGAGCCGCGCUGUUCGGAUCGUGGUUCUGGCUGGGAUUGGGGUUGCUCCUGCUGCUGGCCGGCGACUCCGUCGUGGUUUCCGCCAAGCGUUUCCUGCGCUGUGAACUGGCACGCAAGCUGCUCGACCAGCAUGGCUUCGAACGCAGUCUGCUCUCCAAUUGGAUUUGUUUGUUGGAGCACGAGAGCGAUUUGGAUACCAGCAGGAUCGCCACCAAUCCGAAUGGAUCUCGCAACUAUGGGUUGUUCCAAAUCAAUGGCCGGUUUUGUCAGGAGGGAAGGCGUGGCGGCAUCUGCAACGCCAAGUGCGAAGAUUUUCUGGAGGAAAAUCUAAGGGAGGCGGCCACUUGCGCCAAGCGCAUCCAAGCCACGGAUGGUUUUCGCCACUGGGCAGGAUGGCAACGAUAUUGCCGUAACACCCAGAAUUUGCCUAAUCUUAAGGUCAUUUGUGGGAUCUAGCAGUAAUUAAUUUAUUUGCAUUCGUUUGCUAUCAAUGUUAUAACAAAUAAAUCUACUUAAAAUAUA
Drosophila teissieri is the source of this 543-nucleotide messenger RNA. Its product is annotated as lysozyme. Bases 19 to 477 code for a protein of 152 amino acids. The transcript has 3 exons. The record is from RefSeq and is a predicted model, not a curated record. NCBI's taxonomy places the organism in Eukaryota, Metazoa, Arthropoda, Insecta, Diptera, Drosophilidae.